GCUGUGGCCAAUUUGCAGGGGGAGAAGACUGAGGCCUGAGGGUUGGGCCUUGCUCCAGCGGAGGUGGGGGCUGGCCUGGAACUCCCUGGGCCCCAGCACGUGGACAGGGUGCACCCCAGUUCCCCAGCCAUUAUGGGGUUCAGCUCCCCCCUGGGGCCUGGAGACGGCUUCCCCUCUCUUUCCUGCCCCUCAUCUUCUGGACAAGGAUGUCCAGGGCCCUUCCUGGCUGGGCCUCCCUGACCGUACUUCUGGCCAGCCCAGCACAAUGCCUGUUCCUUCCCUGGGCCUUCCCUCUAGCGGUCCCUGCACCCUGGCCUCUGCAUGACCAGGAAGGCUGGGGAGAGGGGGCGUUGUCCCACCCUGACCCCGCCGACCUCUCUGUCCCUGCUUCCUCCGCCUCCCGGGCUGGCCCUGGCCCAGGAAUGCACUCUGGUUCCUGGUUGAGCAAUGUCACUGUGGUUUGGGGAUCCGGUGGGGGUGGUGGGAGGUGCCCGCAGCCCUCCUCACCCCCCAAAGGUGCCCCAGUAGCCCCUCCAGCUCAGGCUGGCAGGGGCUUCGGACAGGGGGCCUGGCAGGUUCUGUGGCUGUGCGGGCACGUGCCUCAGUUUCUCUGCUGUGCCAGAAGGGAGCCAUGGCCCAGGGCCACGGGGCCACGAUCAGCAUGGUCCUGCUGGGGCUGGGGCUGGCACUGGCCAUCAUUGUGCCUAUCGUGGUCGUCUCUUGGCACCGCGUCCACUGUGGCCCCCAGGCCUUUGCCCAUGCUGCGGUUGCUGCGGACUCUAAGAUCUGCUCGGACAUUGGACGAGCCAUCCUCCAGCAGCACGGCUCACCCGUGGAUGCCACCAUCGCGGCUCUGGUCUGCACCGGGGUUGUCAACCCCCAGAGCAUGGGCCUGGGUGGAGGGGUCAUCUUCACUAUCUACAAUGCGUCCACAGGGAAGGUGGAGGUCAUCAACGCCAGGGAGACGGUACCUGCCAGCCACGUCCCGGGUCUGCUGGACCAGUGCAAGCAGGCCCAGCCUCUGGGCACAGGUGCCCAGUGGAUCGGGGUGCCUGGGGAGCUCCGCGGCUACGCUGAGGCGCACCGCCGCCACGGCCGCCUGCCCUGGGCACAGCUCUUCGGGCCCACCAUCGCACUGCUCCGGGGGGGCCUCCGCGUGCCCCGCGUCCUGAGCCGCUUCCUGCACAGCAGCUACCUGCGCCCUUCCCUGCACGCAUCAUCCCUGAGGCAGCUCUUCUUCAAUGGGACGGAACCCCUGAGUCCUCACGACCCACUCCCGUGGCCCGCGCUGGCCGCCACCCUGGAGACCGUGGCUGCGGAAGGCGCAGAGGCCCUCUACACAGGGAGGCUGGGCCAGAUACUGCUGGAGGACGUUGCCAAGGAAGGCAGCCAGUUGACCCCGCAGGACCUGGCAUCAUUCCGGCCUGAGGUGGUGGAUGCCCUGGAGGUGCCCCUGGGGAGCUACACCCUGUACUCACCGCCACCGCCUGCAGGGGGCGCGAUUCUCAGCUUUGUCCUCAACGUGCUCAAAGGGUUCAACUUUUCCGCGGAGUCGGUGGCCAGGCCCGAGGGGAGGGUGAACUUGUACCAUCACCUCGUGGAGACGCUCAAGUUUGCUAGGGGGCAGAGGUGGCGGCUGUGGGACCCUCGAAGCCACCCGGAGGUCCAGAACGCCUCCCAGGACCUGCUGGGGGAGGCUCUGGCCCAGCAUAUCCACCAGCAGAUCGACAGCCGGGGUGACCACCAGCUCAGCCACUACAGCCUGGCCGGGACCUGGAGCCACAGGAUGGGCACGGCCCACGUGUCCGUGCUGGGGGAGGAUGGCAGUGCUGUGUCCGCCACCAGCACCAUCAAUACGCCGUUUGGAGCCAUGGUGUACUCACCGCGCACGGGCAUCCUCCUCAACAACGAGCUCCUGGACCUGUGCUGGAGGCACCCGCGGGGCUCCGGAGUCACCCCCCCUCCCGUUCCAGGCGAGCGGCCCCCGUCAUCCAUGGUCCCCUCCAUCUUGGUCAACGCAGCCCAGGGGUCGAAGCUGGUGAUUGGCGGGGCUGGCGGGGAGCUCAUCAUCUCUGCUGUGGCCCAGGCCAUCAUGAACAAGCUGUGGCUGGGCCUUGACCUGCAAGCUGCCAUUGCGGCCCCCAUCCUGCACGUGGACGGCAAGGGCCGGGUAGAGUACGAGCCCAGCUUCAGCCAGGAGGUGAAGAAGGGGCUCCAGUACCGGGGCCAGAACCAGACCGAGAGGCCUGUUUUCCUGAACGUGGUCCAGGCCGUGUCCCAGGACGGGGCCUGCGUGUACGCCGCAGCAGACCCCAGGAAGGGUGGGGAGCCCUCAGGCUACUAAAGAGGCUGCUCCCUCCCCACAGCUGGGAUCCCGCCCGGCGUGCACCCAGGCUGGCCUGGUCCAUGGGACCGAGCGCUCCGGCAGAAUCUGGACCCCUUGGCUGGACGGUCAGCCUGGGGCUUCAAGAGGUGGGGACAGCCCAGCAGAUGGA
This is a messenger RNA of Balaenoptera ricei (Rice's whale), 2495 nucleotides long. RefSeq names its product gamma-glutamyltransferase 5 (gene GGT5). Gene Ontology annotation, biological process: glutathione catabolic process. NCBI's taxonomy places the organism in Eukaryota, Metazoa, Chordata, Mammalia, Artiodactyla, Balaenopteridae. The coding region runs from base 632 to 2344 and encodes 570 amino acids. Gene Ontology annotation, molecular function: glutathione gamma-glutamate hydrolase. The transcript has 13 exons. The record is from RefSeq and is a predicted model, not a curated record.